AUUUAAAAAACUGAAACCUUCUAAAUAAUGGCUCAUUGUUAUCAGCUCGCUUUAAUGAGUCCUGCAUCCACUUUCACCAGAAUGCCUCUAAGAAGCUGCAGAGUAGUUGGAAGAUCCAGGAGCAAUGCCGUGGUUCCAGGCAGAGUCAAGUGCAGCGGUGCCGCCAAACUCUCAGAUGAACCCAUUGUCAGGCGAUCAGCCAAUUACCAACCUACCAUUUGGGGCUAUGAUUUUGUUCAAUCAUUGAAGAGCCAUGUGGGAAAACCAUCUGAGGAACGGGCUGACAAGCUGAAGGAAGAAGUGAGGCUGGUGCUUGAUAGUGCGGUGGAUUCUGUACAGCAACUGGAGCUCAUUGAUGACUUGCAAAGACUUGGAUUAUCUUAUCAAUUUAAAGAUGAGAUAAAGCGAAUUCUUGAUAGGGUAUACGAGACCAAGCGAAAACAAGAUGGUUUAUACGCGGCAGCUCUUGAGUUUAGACUCCUAAGACAACAUUACUAUGAUGUUCCUGCAGACGUUUUCAAUAAUUUCAGUGAUGAGAAGGGAAACUUCAAUUCAUGUGGCAAUGAUGAUUGCAAAGGAAUUUUAUCUUUGUAUGAAGCUGCAUUUCUAUUGAAAGAGGAAGAGAGUAAAAUCUUCCAUUAUUUCAGAAAUUUUGCGGCCACAUACCUGAAGGAGUAUAUCAAGGACAAGGGAGGUGAAGAUGAAUAUGUUUCCUCAUUAGUGAAGCAUGCACUAGAGCUUCCACUGCAUUGGAGGAUGCCAAGGAUAGAGGCUAGGUGGUUUGUUGAUGUAUAUGAGACAAGACAUGACUGCAACCCCAUCUUGCUUGAGCUUGCUAAACUCCAUUUCAAUAUACUGCAGGCAACGCACCAACAAGAACUUAAAGAUGUGUCAAGCUGGUGGAGGAAUACAGGUAUUGGAGAGAAGCUAAAUUUUGCACGAGACAGGCUGCUGGUGAGUUUCUUUUGGAAUUUGGGGCUAACAUCCGAGGCUCAAUUUGGAUACUUCAGAAGGAUGAUGACGAAGGUGAAUGCUCUGAUAACAAUAAUUGACGAUGUUUAUGACGUUUAUGGUACAAUGGACGAGCUUGAGCUCUUCACAGAUGCCAUUGAAAGAUGGGAUGCCAAUUCAAUGGAGCAGCUUCCAGAGUAUAUGAAGAUUGUAUAUCUUGCUCUCUUCAAUUCCGUAAACGACAUGGCUUCUCAUGCUCUCAAAGUGCAUGGGGUUGACAUUAUUCCCUACCUUAAGAAAACGUGGGCAGAUUUAUGUAAAAGCUUUUUAUUGGAGGCAAAAUGGCAUCAUGACGGACACAUCCCAACCCUUGCAGAAUACAUGAACAAUGCAUGGAUUUCCAUUUCAGGUCCUGUGCUUCUAGUGCAUGCUUAUUUCCUCGCUACAGAUCCAAUCACAGAGGAGACCAUAGAAUGCUUGGAAGAAUAUAGCAAUAUAAUCCGUUGGUCAUCAAUGAUUCUAAGACUUGCAGACGAUUUAGGAACAGCAUCGGACGAAAUGGAAAAAGGAGAUGUGGCUAAAUCUAUACAAUGUUACAUGCAUGAAACUGGAGCGUCCGAGGAGGAUGGCCGGGAACACAUAGGAGAAAUGGUUGCUGCGACAUGGCUGAAGAUGAACAGAGAUCGGCUUGAAAAUCCUCACUUGUCGACAACUUUCAUUGACAUUGCAAUGAAUCUGGGCAGAAUGGCUCAGUGCAUCUACCAGCAUGGAGAUGGGCACGGGAUUGAAGUUGGUCAGACCAGAGAUAAUGUAUUAUCUCUACUAGUAAAUCCUAUUCAGGUUCAAUCUGUUGACAGCAGUGGAUGACGCUAAAUGACACAGAGAAUGUAAAACCAAUAAAACUAUAUUGAAAAUCAAUAAAACUAAGUGUAUAAAUGAGCAUAAAUUUAUACACAAAAAAUAA
Molecule: messenger RNA, 1915 nt
Organism: Mangifera indica (mango)
Lineage: Eukaryota; Viridiplantae; Streptophyta; Magnoliopsida; Sapindales; Anacardiaceae
Product: terpene synthase 10-like
Exons: 7
Coding region: 28-1818 (596 amino acids)
Biological process (GO): diterpenoid biosynthetic process
Molecular function (GO): magnesium ion binding; terpene synthase activity
Source: RefSeq, a predicted model, not a curated record